Messenger RNA from Fundulus heteroclitus (mummichog), 1817 nucleotides. RefSeq names its product probable E3 ubiquitin-protein ligase ARI7. The transcript is spliced from 6 exons. The record is from RefSeq and is a predicted model, not a curated record. Bases 398 to 1264 code for a protein of 288 amino acids. NCBI's taxonomy places the organism in Eukaryota, Metazoa, Chordata, Actinopteri, Cyprinodontiformes, Fundulidae.
GUGAGUGGAAGGAGUUGUGUGACCUUAUGCUUUCUGAUGGAGGGAGAUGGAUGAGCGACAGGUGAGCUGGCAGAUGGAACGCAGGCGGGGAGCCCGAGCAGCACCACAGCGGAGGCAGACAGGAGGAGCAGCUGAAGGAACCAGAGUGAAUCUAGGAAGGGGGGUCUCUUGUCCGGCUUGGUACCACCAAGUGGGCUCGAGGGGAACGCCAGAGCAAAAUCUGAGCAGCAGGGAUUCAGGAACCCGUCUUCGGCGCACGGAGACAACACGGAAAGAGGAAAGCGUAACGUGCAGAAUCAGAACAAGGAACAGCUCUGACGUCACCCUGACAGCUUCAGUCUGAACUGCGCACCUCUGAGCUCGGCUCGUCUUGGAUGAAGCGCGUCCAGAAGCAGAAAUGUCUAAACACCCCUCACCACGAUCUGCACUGCGCAGGUUUACCCUGCGACUCAGCAUGGGCUCGAAUAAAUCCACUCCACAGAGGAAAUGCUAUGAUCCCAAGGAUCCUUCACUGAAAUUUGUCGACCGAGAGGAUGAUCUGGACUUUUUAUGUGAGGACUUCACGUCUCCAAGAGCUGAGAUGUCCUGUGGUCAUGCUGUGACCCCGACGUCUCUUACUAACUGGUGCCUUAAGUUGCUCGAAGAUGGAAAAAGCUCCUUUGUGUGUGGAGCGUCUGGCUGUAAUGCUGUGUGGUCGUAUGAGGAGGUCUGCAAGAUGGCUCUGCUGACCACUGAGGAAAUGAAGCACUUUAAGAAAACCAUGGACCUCAAUGCUUCUGAUACAAGGAGGUGUCCUGGAUGCAAGGCCCCUGUUGCGAGACAAAAUGAAUUUAAUCUUUGUGUCAGCUGCAAAACGUGCACAGAAAAGAGAGGACGGCUCUAUGAGUUCUGCUGGCAGUGCCAGAGGGAAUGGAAAGGUCCAAAGCCGCGGCUGGACCGCUGUGAGAAUGAUGGCUGCUGCAACACGGCGCUGCAGACUCUGAAAACCUGCCCAGAUAUCGUCUUUGAUACGGUGAAAGGAAUCACUGGGUGUCCCUCCAUCCGGGCCUGUCCCACCUGUGGAUCACUGCUGGAGCAUAAACGAAAUCACUGCAAACAUCUCACCUGUCCUCAGUGUAAGAUCAAGUUCUGUUUUGUGUGUUUGAAGACUUUUGCUGAAUGUUCAAAAACAAGCGGCAUUUCAGCACCGUGCUCCAGUGGAGUUGCUCCCAGACAGACAGUUAUCCCUGUGUGGAGAAAAGAAAAUAUUAUAACACGACUGUGAACCUCUGUUUCUUUGGAUUUUAAUGUUCUUUCUCAAACCUUUCAUUAGUUUUUCUCUUCACAGAAAAAAAGAAACAGGCCAUUUUUUAUGCAUUCUCAGCAGUAGGAAAGGCAUAGAAGAUGUAUUGUGAAUUAAUGGUUCAGAAACCUGGACAGCACGCAGAAAACUAUAUGCCAGUUUUGGAUGUUCCAAAUCUCCAGUUAGUCUGGUUUAGUUCUGAAAGUAAGAAUCUUUGAUCCACCCACUUCUAUGAAUCAGUCUGCAAAGAUAUUGCAUGACACUGGAUAUGAAUUCAUGGAUUUUCUUUGCGAGACACAAGUAAAGAUCGCUUUCAUUCAUAGUACAGCUAUUUCACAAUUUAAAAGCUAUAGUUAGGAAUUUAUGUAUUUGAGAUUAAUCCAGUUAAAAUUAUCUUGAUAUUGUUUUUAUUGUACAGUAGUGUGAUGUCAGUCUAAUUUCAGUUAAUCUUCAUUGUCUCAUCUGUUCUGCCUACGAAAUUGUAAUUACAUCCCUUACUGAAAUAAGUCAUACAAAUAAAUCUCUGCAACUAUGA